This is a messenger RNA of Pseudomassariella vexata, 717 nucleotides long. RefSeq lists its product as uncharacterized. NCBI's taxonomy places the organism in Eukaryota, Fungi, Ascomycota, Sordariomycetes, Amphisphaeriales, Pseudomassariaceae. The transcript is spliced from 3 exons. The record is from RefSeq and is a predicted model, not a curated record. The coding region runs from base 1 to 717 and encodes 238 amino acids.
AUGCCAUUCCCUUUGUCUCCUGGUACCCACAGCGGAGGUGACAGUGAAGGUGGAGAGAGCAUCAGAGCACGUGCAACCACACACCCUUCGAUGCUAUACAAACCUUCUAGUUCUGCACCCUACUUGCAUACUUGCCACUCGGAGCCAUCGUCUGCCCGCUCCGAUUCUGAGGUGGUGCACCUCGUGCGCCUUGACUCAGGGCAUAUUACCCCAUAUUAUCGAGACCACUCACGGGUGACCAUUUCUCCACCACAAUCCGCGGGGAUGGCCACGACUCGUUUGGCCGCUCUACCCUGGCCGAUGGCAUCGUGGUGGACCCUCGCCGACGACAAAAAGACGGUCCGUGUUGGCGCCGGCAUGCUUGCCGAUUCGAUAGUGCGUGUAAAGGUGUAUCCGGACCUCAAGAUGCUGAACGGGUAUAUCGGGUUCCCGAUUAUAAAUGCCGAGGGCGUGCUUGGAAAAUUUGGUGAACAUCAACAGGGCGAAGUACCAGAAGAGUUCAACAGUGAUAUUACCUGGGCGCCAAUCCUACGAAUCGGGCCCGUCGUCAGUUUCUUCUUUUUGUGGAUGGCCAAGGUAAUGAAUGACCUGAUUGCCGAGUGGGUAUACGAGGAGGAGCUCAAAGGCCUAGGAACCGUCGUGUUCAAUACGGUCAAGGAAAUUAAGUAUUAUAGUUAUGCCCCUUUCUGGUACUUGUAUACUCUGCAUAUCUUAUAA